This is a messenger RNA of Cladophialophora yegresii CBS 114405, 1128 nucleotides long. RefSeq lists its product as uncharacterized. NCBI's taxonomy places the organism in Eukaryota, Fungi, Ascomycota, Eurotiomycetes, Chaetothyriales, Herpotrichiellaceae. The record is from RefSeq and is a predicted model, not a curated record. The transcript is spliced from 3 exons. Gene Ontology annotation, cellular component: cytoplasm. Gene Ontology annotation, molecular function: oxidoreductase activity, acting on the CH-OH group of donors, NAD or NADP as acceptor. The coding region runs from base 1 to 1128 and encodes 375 amino acids.
AUGCCAGCAACCUCUAUGUCUAGGGAGCGAGGCUUCACCCCCUAUAGCUCGGAUGUAGUCCACUCUGGACCCGUGGACGUGGGACAGGCCAUCAACCUCGCCAACAUCCGGGGCAAGACGAUUGUUAUUACCGGCGGCGCGUCCGGGUUCGGCGCAGCAUGUUCGCGGCACUGGGCCGCGCACGGCGCCAACAUCAUCCUGGGGGACCUCAACCACGAGCGAGGCACGGACCUGAUCGCCGAGUUGAGAGGAUCGACCGGUAGCCAAAACCACCAGUUCAUCCCCCUCGACGUGACCUCGUGGUCCUCGCAGGCCCACUUCUUCCGCGAGGCGGCACGCCUUUCGCCCCACGGUGGCAUCGACACGGUCAUGGCCAACGCGGGCAUCGCCGACGCCGACGAACAAAGGCUUUUCGAGCAACCGCCGGACUACUACUCACAUCAGCUUGACGGGCCCGCCGCGCCACCGCCGCCGAAUCUGCGAACCUAUGAGACGAAUCUCACGGGUGUGCUGUACACCGCGCACCUAGGUCUGUCGUAUCUGUCGCGCAAUCCAGGGAGUCAGAAGUGCACGCCGGGCGAGCACGCAGGACCGAGGGAUAGGCAUUUACUGCUCGUGGCCAGCAUCGCGGGUCUGGCGGGUCUGCCGGGCCAGCCGCUGUACACGGCCGCGAAGCACGGCGUUGUCGGCCUGUUCCGGAGCCUGAGGAUCACCAGCCCCCUCACGGUGGGGGUCCGCGUGAAUAUGAUCAAUCCAUAUUUCGUCGACACCCCCAUCCUCGGUCCGCUGGGCGCGCUCGUCCUCGCCGGCGGCGCGAUGGCGCGUCUCGAGGCCGUCGUGGAGGCGAGCACGCGCCUCGUCGCGGACCAACGCAUCAUCGGCAGAGCGCUAAUCAUCGCGAGCAAGACGUCCAAGGACCAUGCCGAGGCCGUGGGUCUGCCGGAACUACAGACCGAUGACCAGGAGAUCUGGGACUGCUAUGCCGACGACUUUGAGCAGAGCGAUCUGUUCACGAGGCGUAUCAUCGCCGUCACGAACCUGGUCACCAGCGCGAGGGGCUGGGUUGGCGUGUUGGUUGAUGUUGGGUCUAAUUUGCGGAGGAGGUUCUGGAGGGCGUUGGGGUAUUAG